Molecule: messenger RNA, 1317 nt
Organism: Seminavis robusta
Lineage: Eukaryota; Bacillariophyta; Bacillariophyceae; Naviculales; Naviculaceae
Source: the annotation of a GenBank genome assembly
GGGGUUUUAAUUAAAAUAGUUGCAUGAUUCGAUUCAAACUCACAAUCUAUCAGAUUGACACAAUACAAGUGAAAACCAUCAAAUGGAAAUUUUUCUGCGUGACGUCGGAAAAAAAGUAUGACGUGGCUAAAAUUCUUGGUUCUUCCUUUGACACGAGAAGAUCCAAACAGAGGUCCCAAUGUCCCAAUCGAAAGGGUUGUCAUUGCUCUCAUUCUUAUAAUUGUUCUGUGACAGGAAAGUCCAAUCUCCUUUUCCAUUCAGGCCAGAAGCUCUCUCGGUACCAUGACAAGAUCCAUCACUGUUGCGCUGUUGCCUUGCCUUGCCUCUGUUUGGAGCGUGAGCAAUGCUCUUUCGCUUGGGAACAGCCAAAACAUAAUUGUUUCACCAAGCGUGGCCAAAGCAGACUUCCUUAACCUUGGCAAGGACUUGUCGGAGGCAGUCGAAGCAGGUGCGGAGUGGUUGCACUUCUCGAUUCAGGACGGUCGUAUGGUACCAAAAAUCUCAUUUGGAGCUCCCAUGGUUGCAGCUUGCCGCGAAGCGUUUCCGAACAAUGUGGUUUUUGAUGUCAAGCUGGGAUGCAUCGAGCCCGAGCAUAGGGUUCCUGAUUUUGUAAAGGCUGGAGCUGAUAUUUUGUCUGUUCAUCCCGAAUCCACGCUCCAGUUGGGGGCAGUUAUCAACAUGAUCGAUAAGGCUGGUGUCGCCCCAGGUGUGGUGCUCAACCCGGGAACACCAAUUAGUGCAGUUCGGCACGUUCUGGAUCAGUGCCAAGUAGCAGUGGUAAUGCUGGUGAAUCCAGGAUAUGGUGGACCAAAGUAUCUUUCGACCGCUAUUGAGAAGAUCAGAGCUUUGAGAGCACUGAAGCCUGAUCUUCAUAUAUCCGUUGACGGAGGGGUGAGCGAGAAAAAUGCUGCUGAGCUCAUUGCUGCCGGAGCAAACGUGCUUGUUGCUGGUGGAGGUGUGUUCAAGGCUGAAGACAAGAGAGCUGCCAUUGCCAACCUCAAGUAUGCAUCUUUUGUGAAUGGGAACUAAGCAAAGCAUGCUGCCUGCGUCGAUACCGGUACCUAUGUGUAAGGCAGUUGAAGACGGUUUUUCUUGUGUGCUUCGGUGCAAUUGAUUGGGAAGAACCAGUGCUCGCCGUGGUGUACCUCCGAUUGACGUUACGACCUCCACGGCUCCAACCAUCUGUGUUGUCCAUGUCUUAUUCGUUCCAAGACAAGGAUACUGUAUUGAAGCAAACUCCAGACUUGACGAUACAAACGAUUCUGUUAGCUACAAUUAGACUAGAUGGAUCUAAUACUCUAAUUAUCGUUUUGAGAC